AAUGUUUAAAAAAAGUUUAAGAACAUGGAACAUAAAAACGAUUUUUAUUUGACGUUUUGAAUUAUUUUGCUUGAGCAGGGUCGAUUCAUUUGCAUUUUAUUUUAGUUUAUAGAUAUGGAUUUCAAUACUACAGGAGCGAUGAGAAGUCCGUUCUCGCCCCGGGUAAGACAGUCCAUUUCAGGGCGAAGGCCUGGCGGCCUAUCUUCCUUGAAAAAAAGCCAAAGUAAAUUUAUGCAGUCACAAAGCGAACAAACUGGCGAUGUGAUCUAUAAAACUCCAUCGAUGACACUAGAAACGUACGGGGCACCUAUGCCAGUGAUGGUCACAGAGGCUCUUGCGUUCGCAAGUGGAGACAUCUCAGUGCGCCUCUCGACCUGUGGCUGGUGUUGGGUAGUGUCUGGUCGUCGCAUCCUGGCUUGGGAGCAAUCUCCAAUAGAUACUGAUGAAGAUCCAGCCAAUGUGACUGGCAUAUCAGCUGCUCGAGAGCUCACAUUACCUCAAACAGAUUUAGCUCACAAGGCUGAUUUAGUUGUACUGUUUUAUGGAAAUGACUCUCAGAUGCCAUCCUGUAUUGGAGUUUCACCUGAGGGUGUGAUUCGCUACUGGCCCUCAGUAGGACAAGAAGAGGUUUAUGUAGAUGUAACAUGUGAACUAGCAGGUCAAGAGUGUGAGAAACUAGGAGAUUACACCAGCUCUGGCCUCAUACUGGCUACUACGACUUGUACCGUGGUGCUAUUGACUCCUACUGUUCUUGAUGGAAGAGCAACAGUGACUUGCUGCACUUUACGUCCACCGAGUGGUUGGCUAGGAGGUAUAGGACGACGUGUAUCACUGUUGUUCUUUGGAUCUAUGCCUGCACACACAGAUACGCGGCUGGUGGGUGCGGUGUGGGCGGGGGACUGCGUGUGGCUGGUGGCUCGCGGGCCAACGCUGCAGGUGUGGCGCCCUCCCGCGCUGCUGCACCACCACUCGCUGCGGGGCCCGCUGGCGCUCGCCGCGCGCCCGCAUCUGCAGCCUCACGGUGACUUGAACAGCUUGGAGAUAAUGGCUCUGGAUGUGCAGGCCAGUGGGAACGAUGGCUUCUUGCUACUAAUCGCAGCAGUUAAUGUAACGAGGUCACCGGAAAUGAGAUAUGCUAUUGCUCACAUCAACGUAGAAGAUCCAUCGUCUCCUCGUGUAAGUUCAUUUGUUCCUGUCCGGAAUUUUCCUCAGGAAGCGGAUGAGCCUCCGCGGCUUUUGCCCUUCGGAAACAAAGCGUUAUUGUAUACAUCCAAAUACAUCGCUUUGAUUUCACUAGCAGCCACGACGGACGCUGAAGUUGUGGAGGCGGCCAGUGGAGACCGCGUGCUCAGCGCCGCGCGCUCCCCGCACGGACCCGCGCUGUUCACCGCCGCGCACGGCCUGCUCGCACUGCGUCUGCACUCGCACGCCGCAGCUGCAUGUGACAGUCCGAUCGGCUCCUCGAGUCAAGCUGACAUGUAUGAAGGAAAUUUAUCGCUGUACGAAAUUGAUCCUUGCGAGAUGAGCGCGGUGGUGACGGACGCGUGCGGGAAACUGAAGACGGCCUUCCUGUUCCACCUGCGGCGGGACUUCACCUCGUGCCGCGAGCUGCUGGACGAGCUGUUCCCGCCGCCCGGCCAGCACGCGCCGCAGGAGCUCGACGUGGACGCGCCCCUGGACCGCACCGUGCUCGCCGUGGCCACCGAGACGCUGGACGACAUGCCCGCGGGGGAUCCUAGGUGGAAGCGCUCGAGCGGACAGCCCACCCACAUCCCGCUGGGCAGCUCCACGGCGCUGCAGAUAGAAGCCCAGCUCCUGGACAAGCAGAGAGCGCUGGCACUCUUCUUCGACUUCCUGAGAGCGACCGGCCUGUGGCAGAGGUUGGGCCUCGUCACUGUAGAGGACGAGGGCGUGGCCAGCACCACGAGCGCGCUGUGCCAGGCCUGGGAGCGCGUGCGCGGCGCCGCGGCCCUGCGCCGCCUGCAGCGGGGGACCCACGCCGCCUUCAUAGACUCCAUUAUAUGUGAGGCGGUGCGCGGCUGGCAACACCGCGAGGAGGAGAGCGUGCACGCGGCGCUGUCCAGUGGCGCGCUGUCCCCGACGGACGCGUGCUACCGUCGCGUGUCCCGCCUGCCAGCCGUGCUGCUGAUGCUCACCCGGCCCGUGCCGUCCGACCGCCCGGCGGCGCUUGCCGUGCUUAGUGGCGUGCUAUCGGAGAUGCUGAAGGCUCGCAAGUCGUGGCAGAACGUGUCGCCGCCCCCGCUGGGCUCCUCGGCGCUGCUCACCCCCGCGCUGCACCUCAUCAGGAAGAGUCUCACUGAAUUCGAGAACAAGGGGGGCGAUGCGACGCUGCGCGCGCAGGUGUGCGAGGCGGCCGCGGGGCUGGCCGACGUGCUGCUGGCCGGCGCGCAGGCCUCCCCCGCCUACCCCGCGCUGCGCACCGACCUCAUCCGCCCCUUCGUGGAGCAGGGGGAGCCGGAGCGCGCGGCGGCCCUGGCGGAGAAGUACCAGGAGUUCUCCGUGCUGGUGGAGCUGUGCGUGUCGGGCGGCGACACGGCGCGCCUGUGCGACUACGUGGACCGGUACAGCGACCGCGGUAUGGCGGAGGUCGCGUACGAGUGGAUGUCGCGCAAGGGUGGCGCCGCCGCCGCCGCCCUCGUCAGAGGCGCUGGGGGCGGAGCCCGGCUGACGGCGUGGCUGCGGCGGGAGCGCCCCGACCUGCUGUCGCUGCACCAGCUGCACCGCGGGGACCACGCCGCCGCCGCGCAAACCUUCAGCAGCCUCGCGCACGCUGAGACCGACAACCUCGAGCGGAUGACGACGCUGGCGUCCCUGAGCAAGCUGUGCAUGCUGGUGUCGGACGCGCCGGAGGAGGCCCCGGCGUGGGACGCCGUGCAGCGCCGCCUGGCCCUCGCCGAGCAGCACCGCGCCCUGCCCCGUGACGUCAUGCCCAGUGACGUCACGCCGCAGCGCGUCAUGCAGCCCCACGAGCUCGUCGAGGUGUACCUAAAAGCUGAGAACAAAUCGUUGACUGAAUACGACUACAAGAAGGCGCUGGACCUGACGGAGGGCGUGGAGGACCCCGAGCAGCGGCAGCGGCUGCGCCUGCGGGUGUGGUGCGCCAGCGUGCUGCGCGACGACUGGGCCGCCUGCAAGCCGGACGACCCCGCCGCCGAGCUCAUGCAGAGGACCUUCUUCAAGCUCAUAGACCUCGUCAACGUCAUGGGCGACGACCUGGACGUGCUGCUGCCCGAGCUCCCCGAGCUGCUGUCGGCGCCGGAGCUGGCCGCGCUGGCUGCGGACUCCAAGUUCCACUACCUCCUCAAGUACGGGUACGAGUGCCUCCACCAGCGCACCGCGGACCAGAGCCCUGAUGACUCUGCUUGACCCGCUGGACCUCUGAACUGAGACGAACAAAACGGGUUUUGAAUGUUCGUAAAGAUUAGUUUAUCCGCGUCGAACUCAUACUCCGACAAAUGCUCUCCAUGCGAGCACUCAAGCUGAUAAAAUCUGGUUGUGUAUGCAAUUAUAAAGUGCUUGUUGUUAACUAAAGAAACACGUACUGCGACAGGGUAUUCCACUGCAUUGUGUCAAAUCAACACAACGCCUUUAUUAUUUUAUAAAAAUAGCAAUAAAAUUCAAAUAAAUAUUAUGAUCGUCUGCGGCGCGACUUCAGUGCGCUCAAAUACCCUAACGUAGGUUCAGGUCUUGCUCCAAAGUCGCUAGGUAAAGGCUUUGAACUUUUGAAACUUUACAUUUUAAUGAUUAUCCACAUAGAAACAAAAGUACACAGAGAAUUUGGAGCAAGCCUCUGGCAACAUUAUACAAGUUCUCGAUUGGUACGCACAUGGAACUUUGAAACCACUGGACUUUGUCUCGAAGUGGUUCAAUUUAAGUGAUAAGUGUUUGUGAACGCGUGCCGGCUCCACGCUGCAUUCUAAAGCAAAUAAAUACUAUUUGCAAUUAAUUGAGUUCUCACUACCAACCCUUUUUAAAAAUCAUUCCGAACAGUCAAAACCCGUUUUAGGAAUAAUCAAGGAACACAUCAAUACGUAUUUCUUUGUUCAAAGUAGGUUAUUUUGUGAGUUUUGUUUCCGUUGAACGCAGUUAAUUCUAAGUGAUAUAGUCGGUAAGACGAGUGAUGUCCGCGGGCGCCUGCCUCCGAACGGUCGCUGAAUUACAUUUAGUCUAAAAUAUUUUAUUAACCGCUGUAGAUAUUGUUGAAUGACGUCUCGUUGUCGCGGCUGUAUGCGUGCGUGCGUGCGUGCGUGCGUGUGCGUGUGCGUACGUACGUGUGCGUGAGUGUCUCGAACUAAAUUGUUUGAUUUCAUUAUUUAAAAGACUAAUAAAUCGUAUUGAAAUUUCUAAUGACAUUAUGUUAAAAAUGGUUUUCGAACGACCUAUUGUAAUGAACAUUAGACAUAGUAUUUAAUUAAUAUAACGCUUUAGUAAUGGGACACUUAAUAUUUGUAGCUCAGUACUUUAGGUGAUGUGCCCUCAUGUAGUGUGAAUAUUUGAUGACACUCGCUUGUGUCGGUUCUAGGAAGAAUCGGUUUUGUGAAGUUUUUGGAAUUAAUGUUUGUGUCAAAUACAUGUGUACCAGUGGAGCACCGCGCGGUUGGGACUAUGAACUUGCUGAUGUCCAUGAGCCAUUAAUCCAGUGGACCAAGUCUUCGUAUGCCGGUUGAGGCACAAGGAAUAGCAACAUUAGACGUUAGGUAGCUACUUGACUCUGAUAUAGACAUUGUCAAUUUUUAAAGCAUGCGGGUAAGUAUAUAUUUUCUAAAGCGUGCUGAUUUAUCGUUAAUGUUCGCAGAACGGUAGACUCAAAAGUAAGCCAUUAUUUUAGAUUCAUUGUACUACUGAUAUUUAGUUUUAUUAGAGACGGUAAGUAACUUGUAGACAUAACUAAUACAAAAACUUCACAAACAUACUUUAGAAAUAAGAAAAAUAAUCAUAAGGAAACUAAACUCACCAUUCGAUGAUGUUCAGUCAGACUGAUUUAACUGUAAGCUAUUGUAUAAGCGGUGUUGCCACUCAUCGUAAGAGACCUAACUGAUAAUUAAAUAAUGUAGAAUCUCGCUUAAAAAAAACUGGCUGGAUAGAUUUAAAUUUAUUUUAGGUAUCUAAUUUUAAAUGGCAACACUGAAUUAAACUUUAAACUUAAUUAUUCUAAAGGUAACUGGACACGGGUUUUUGUUCAAUUUUAAAGCACUAUAUUUUCACUACAUAAGUAAUUAUCUUAGUAGACAAUACUUGUUAUAUAAUACAACCUAAUAACAUAUUUUACUGUGGUAAAUGUGAUUUUUAUUCCUAAAGUUCAGUUUUCAAAUUAAAUUGAUGUUGAAUUGAUAAUUUUAAAGCCAUCAGUAUAUUUGGUGACUUAUGACAAUGUAUUGUUUGACACAGCUGAUCAUUUUUUAUGCCAUUAAAUUGUUCCUAGAUUUAAGAAUACGUAGUUUCUAGAAAAAUAAGAUUAAAAACAAAAAAAUGUGAUUGGAUUCAGUCGUUUACUCUUCAAAUAUCGAUUAACGCAGAUAUUUGUAAUCGCCGAUAACGUAGCGUACAAAGUUGUACGGACUAUGUGCAUUAUUGAAUUUAAUUUCAAUAAAUAAAAUUAUAUCAAUAAAAAAAAGUUGUAAAUAAAAUUUUCUCAAACUCUUACAUUUAGACUACUAUAGUUGGCAUAAAUCUAGUAAAUUGUGAAAUGAUUAAUUAAUAACAACCAAACCUGUUUUUUUUUUGUGAUUUAACGUUUUAAUUAAAUAAUAAUGAAAAUAAAA
Messenger RNA from Bombyx mori (domestic silkworm), 5783 nucleotides. RefSeq names its product nuclear pore complex protein Nup133 (gene Nup133). The record is from RefSeq and is a predicted model, not a curated record. Bases 115 to 3387 code for a protein of 1090 amino acids. NCBI's taxonomy places the organism in Eukaryota, Metazoa, Arthropoda, Insecta, Lepidoptera, Bombycidae. Gene Ontology annotation, biological process: poly(A)+ mRNA export from nucleus; transcription-dependent tethering of RNA polymerase II gene DNA at nuclear periphery; protein import into nucleus. The transcript is spliced from 23 exons. Gene Ontology annotation, cellular component: nuclear pore outer ring. Gene Ontology annotation, molecular function: structural constituent of nuclear pore; protein binding.